This is a messenger RNA of Pelagomonas calceolata, 1132 nucleotides long. The record is from the annotation of a GenBank genome assembly. Lineage: Eukaryota; Pelagophyceae; Pelagomonadales; Pelagomonadaceae.
CCCAUUUUCAGCCCACGCACAGCCUCGUAAAAGCGAUCGCGCCGUCGACCUCGCGCAAGCGCGGGACAGCGGAAGAAGCGCAUCUAUCCCGUAGGAACCGCCAGCAAAGAAACAGUUGCAAGCGACGCCGCAGCAAGCGCCGCAAAACAGCAAAACACAACAACCUCAUACAGCCAACAACCAUGUCCCUCGAAACAUGGAUCGGCCUGGCGCGCAACGGCCUCUGCGUCGUCGCCGACACGCUGCCCGACGAGUACGACCAGUUCGGGUAUUUUGAGAACGGCAUGUCGACCUUAAACGCGUUGAUCGCACCUUUACAAUUUGCGGCGGCCGUCUUCAACGCGAGAGCCGCCCUGAAGCUGCCGGCAGCGUUACAAGCGCGCAAGGACGCGUUGGCGUUGAAAGAAGCCUGCGAGAAAGCUAGAAGUACCGUAGCGAUAGACGCUCAUAGUCGUAGAGUCAAGCAAACGACUUAUGGGAUAUGCUACGCUUUUCUCAGUUGCACUUUAGCUCCCGCCUUCUUAGUGUUAUGCAUGAACUCGUGCAAAGUAGCCACGGAACGCCAGGUGCAGUGGGCGUUAUUAGCGAUGCAGAUCGGGUUAGCGGUGGCCCUGUGGGCCAUGCGCGAGGAGUACAAGGACGAACACACGAAGGCAGAGAACUGCGCGGACGUCGCUUCUGGAGAAAGGGACAAGUCGCUGCGGGCCCAGGCCUGCUGCGACGCCGGCUUGAUCGAUAAGAAGUCGCUCGAGGCGUGUGUAUUUGACGAGACUGAAAUGGGCGCCAUUAAAACAAGGUGCGGCGCCUUGCUGAAGCGGGCCGGGGAAUUAGUAGAUGAAAGGGACAAGACGAACCGCAAGUUACUCCAGAGAGCGGUUCAAGGGAGGAGAAACGUCACGUUCGCGAUGGUCAUCUGGGUGCUCAACUUUAUUGCUUUUUGGGGCUACGCCGUCUUCCCGCUGACCUACUUCGGGCCCUUCACGACCAUCGAAGAGAAGGCCUGGUACGAGUGGGCCGGCAAUUUGGCCGGCGACGCGGCGUGGACGGUCGAGCCGGCUCUGGUCAUACUGUCGGCCUUCGGUGCGUUCAAGUCCUCGAAGGCCAAAUCUGACUAAGUUGCAUAUAUAUCCUC